AUGGAGUUCAUCCUUCUCGCUACUGAAUUUUCGAACUCCGCCACCGCCGAUACCACCCCACCGACCACCGCCAUGUUUACCACCGGCGAGAUUCUCCAACAAACAAACGCCUUCCUCACAGAAGCACUCUCACAACCAGACCUCCGUCGUCGUAUCUACUCCACCCUCCGGAACAAACUCUCUCCUUCUGUCCAACUCAACAUCAAACACCUAAACCUCGCCGCUGAAACGCUUGAAAACGCCAUUACCACCACCAACUCCUCCGUCAAGUCUUCUUCCCUCCGCCUCUCUGAAAAAGUUCUACUUUCAUACUCCGAAAACCCAUUUUCAUCCUUCCUUCUCUCUCUUAUCUACACUCUAUGCCAAUGCCCCAUCGAUGCCUCCCUUAGUCUCCUUGACUGUUUCCGAACUGACCCAUCAACAGCGAGAUCAGAAGUUGCUCCCCAAGUGUUCGAAGAAAUGUUUCUAAUAAAUUUUUUACCUGUUCUUGAGUGGUACAAUGAGCAAAGAUCACGUAUUUUAUCUUCUUUAUCUUCAAGUUCUGCAUAUGAUAGUGAUGACAAUUCAAUUGUCACGGAUUCGGUUGUAUCAUGCACCACUUUACUGUCGAAAAUGAACGGCAAUCAAGCCUCGGAAUUGAAGGAAUUAGAGAGAGAUUAUGAGCAAGUUCUUGAUGAAAAUUGCAGGGUUUUUGCUGGGUAUUUCGAAAAGAUAUUGGGAAAUAGAGAUGGGAACCGAGUAAUCGAUCCACCAUUGGUGGUGCUUGAAGCAGUUCACAUGGGUGAUACAUAUGAGCACAACCAAAAUGAGAAGAGCAUAUCAACCGAAUUUGGAUCAAAAAAUGGACGGUAUAAUCCAAUAUGGACUGAGGGAGAACAAUCUAUUGAAAUCCAAAUCAACAAAGCCAAAACUCUCUCCAAGUUUCCAUCUUUCUUGCCUGAAAGAGUCUCUCCUAGAGUUCUGACCAACCAGAGAUCAUCUUCAAGAACAUCUAAACCGUCACCAUAUAAAGACAGCGGUUCAGAACCCGAGUCUGUUCACGACGACGAUUCUUGCAGCACCUCAUCCAGUGACUCUGAUGCAGAAGUAAAGGAAAAGAAGACAGAAAUGGCAUUGGUGGACUCGAAGAAUAAUCAAUCUCAGAAACAGAAACAACCCAUUUUAAUAGAGUCGAGCUGCUGGGGUCUUCACAGAAACAACCUCUCUACUUUUGAGGUAGAAGUCAGUUCUCUUGAUCCUCUAAUGGAAGACUAUGAUAACCAGAUGAAUGAAGGAAGGCAUACACCACCUAAAGACUUUGUUUGCCCGAUAACAACCCAUAUAUUUAACGAUCCAGUUACUCUAGAAACUGGUCAGACUUACGAGCGUAAAGCGAUCCAACAAUGGUUAGAAAGAGGGAAUGCUACUUGCCCAAUAACCCGACAGAAGCUUCACAGCACUCAACUUCCUAAAACAAACUAUGUGCUUAAGAGGCUGAUUGCAAGCUGGAAAGAGUUAAGUCCCAGAAAUUCUGGUUUAUCACCUGAGAUUUCAUAUCUAGAAAACGAGCAUGUAUAUAUCCCUCAGUUGACUUCUCCCAACAGUGUGAUAAGCCAAGCAACUAUUGAUGGAACAGUUAACGAACUCAGACUUACCAUCACGAGUCUUUGUACUUCUGAGGUGUUGAAAGAGGCAGAAACGGCAGUUCUUAGAAUCGAAAGAUUCUGGCAAGAAACCAGUAUGGAAGUGGAAAUCCAAACUAUGCUCUCGCAACCUCCUGUUAUUAACGGGUUUGUGGAGAUUCUGUUCAGUUCUAUUGACACCCGAGUUUUAAUAGCCACUGUUUUCCUCCUAUCUGAGCUCGGAUCAAGAGACAGCAGCGUGAUCUCGACACUAACAAGGGUGGAUUCAGAUGUGGAAUGUGUCGUUGCACUUUUCAAGAAAGGUCUGUUUGAGGCUGUGGUUUUGAUCUACUUGCUUAGACCCUCUAUCGCUAGCCUUCUUCAGAUGGAUAUGGCGGAUUCCCUUUUGAGUGUCAUUAACAAGAGGGAGGAUGAGUUCUUUAAGAUGUGCAUCAAACCGAAAGCAGCUUCAGUGCUCUUAUUGGGACAGAUCGUUGCAAGUGGUGAUGACGAUGCGAUUUUUGAAGUCAUUAGAAGGGUAAUCUCAGGGAAGGUGAUCGAAUGUAUUAUCAACAGUUUGGAAUCAGAGUGGACCGAAGAAAGAAUCACAGCGAUCUGUAUACUAUUGAGAUGCAUGCAGGAAGAUGGAAAGUGCAGGAACAUUGUUGCCGAUAAGGCUGAACUUGCUCCGGUUUUAGAAAGCUUUGUUGGGUCGAAUGAUAAAGAUCGGUUUGAGAUCGUUCAAUUUCUUUCCGAGUUGGUUAAACUAAACAGGAGAACAUUCAACAACCAAAUCCUGCAUAUCAUAAAGGAUGAAGGCAGUUUUAGUACAAUGCAUACACUCCUCAUAUAUCUACAAACAGCUGCAGCCGAUCAAUUGCCUGUUGUUGCCGGCCUCCUUCUCCAACUAGACCUUCUGGCAGAACCAAGAAAAAUGAGUAUUUAUAGAGAAGAAGCGAUUGAUACUCUUAUAUCAUGUCUAAAGAAUUCAGACUCCCCAUCUGCUCAAAUUGCAGCUGCUGAGACUAUUUUGUCCCUCCAAGGGCGAUUCUCUUCUUCUGGGAAACCUCUUGUUCAGGCGUAUCUUCUUAAACAUGCUGGACUUGAUAAAACUUAUCGAUCUACAAUGCGAAGAGAACAACUUUCAGCCAUUUCUGGAGAGGUUCAAGAAACUAUGGAAGAAGAGAAAGCUGCCGAGGAAUGGGAAAGAAAGAUGGCUUUUGUUUUAGUGAGCCAUGAAUUUGGUCUUAUUUUUGAGGCUUUAUCAGAAGGAUUAAAGAGUAGAUACGCAGAAAUAUAUUCGGCAUGCUUUGUGUCUGCGACAUGGCUUGUACACAUGCUCAGAAUUCUUCCUGACAUGGGAAUUCAAGGAGCAGCACGAAUUUGCUUGCUUAAUCGCUUUGUGUCGAUCUUCAAGUCUGCAAAAGACACAGAAGAUAAGGCUCUUUCCAUGCUUGCUCUUAGCAGUUUCAUCCAUGAUCCUGUUAUUACAUCUAAUCUCUGCUGGAUUUCAGAUGGGCUUCGGGAUAUAACCACCCACAUGAAAGAGAUCUUGAAGGGUCUGAGGGAAUUCAAAAAGUUGUCUAAUGUGGCAUUCGAAAUGCUUAAAGUCUUUUCAGAAGGGAGUGAAUCUAGCGCUGAUCUAUGGAAUCAUAAAGAACUAACCCAACAAGAUUGUAGCAUGAAUGGUGAAGUUCUAUCAAUAGUAUGUUACAAAGACAAAGUCUUUUCAGGCCAUUCAGAUGGUACAAUAAAGGUGUGGACCAGUAGAGCUAGUGUUCUAUAUCUUAUCCAAGAAAUCCGAGAACACUCGAAGGCAGUCACUAGCUUGACUGUUCUACAGUCUGGGGAUACAUUAUAUAGCGGUUCACAUGAUAAAACUGUCAGGGCCUGGUCUAUUAAGGAAACACUUCAAUGUGAACAAGUGUAUGAUGUCAAAGAUCAUGUUAACAAUCUGCUAGUUGCAAAUAGCAUCUCAUGCUUUAUACCUCAAGGCGCUGGAAUCAAGAUACAUUCAUGGAGUGGAACAUCAAAACUACUGAAUCCAAGUAAAUACGUCAAGUGUUUGGCUCUUGUUCAGGGAAGAUUAUAUUCGGGAUGCCAGGAUAAUAGCAUUCAGGAAAUCGACUUGGCAACCGGCACAUUGAUUUCCAUCCAAAAUGGCUCAAGAAAACUACUGGCUAAAGCGAAUCCGGUCCAUGCCUUGAAAGUUCAUGAUGGACUCAUAUACUCUGUCGGUUCUUCUUUAGAAGGAACUGCAUUAAAGAUAUGGAAUGCUUCAAACUACACUUUAAACCAAUCGGUGUCUUUGGGGAGCGAAGUGCGCACGAUGGUCAUUAGUUCCGAUAUGAUUUAUAUGGGUUGCAAAGGAGGGGUUGUGGAAGUAUGGUGUAGGAAGAAACUCACUAGAAAAGAAACCCUACAAACUGGUACAAAUUGUAAAGUUGUUUGCAUGGCUCUAGAUAGCAAGGAAGAUGUCUUGGUGAUUGGAACCUCUGAUGGAAGAGUUCAGGCAUGGGGAGUGAGUUAAAGAUCUCGGUGUAGAUUAUGGACAAUAGGAACGAUAAAACGAAGGCAUAUUUGACUGAAAUACAUUUUUAAAGGUUUUCAGGGUCGAGGUUUGUUCAAAGAAGGUGAUAUAAUUUAUACAUGUAUAGUUUCUAAUUAUUUGUAAUACAACUUAGCGUAAACGUACGGUUUGUCUAUUCAAGAUGAUAUGAGGUUCUGAGUUUGAAUAUAUUCUUUUGUAAAUUUCCAGUAUUAUAUCAAUAAAGAGUCUCCCUUCGGUAUCU
Messenger RNA from Cynara cardunculus var. scolymus (artichoke), 4393 nucleotides. Its product is annotated as putative E3 ubiquitin-protein ligase LIN. The record is from RefSeq and is a predicted model, not a curated record. Gene Ontology annotation, biological process: protein ubiquitination. The coding region runs from base 1 to 4131 and encodes 1376 amino acids. Lineage: Eukaryota; Viridiplantae; Streptophyta; Magnoliopsida; Asterales; Asteraceae. Gene Ontology annotation, molecular function: ubiquitin-protein transferase activity; protein binding. The transcript is spliced from 17 exons.